Messenger RNA from Eublepharis macularius, 2397 nucleotides. RefSeq names its product tetratricopeptide repeat protein 30B-like. The transcript has a single exon. The coding region runs from base 14 to 2017 and encodes 667 amino acids. Gene Ontology annotation, molecular function: intraciliary transport particle B binding; protein binding. Gene Ontology annotation, biological process: intraciliary transport. Lineage: Eukaryota; Metazoa; Chordata; Lepidosauria; Squamata; Eublepharidae. Gene Ontology annotation, cellular component: intraciliary transport particle B; axonemal microtubule. The record is from RefSeq and is a predicted model, not a curated record.
GCCUGGAGCCGGGAUGGCUUCGGCAGGGCCCGACAUUGCGGAUGGUGAGUUCACAGCUGUCAUUUAUGGCCUGAUCCGGGUCGGUCGCUUCACGGAGGUGGUGGGGAUCCUAGACAAAGCGGAGCAGAGGAACGGCCGCUCGCGGGCCCUGCUCUCCUUGCAAGGCUACUGCAACUACCAGCUGCAGGACUUCGUGGCAGCAGCCGAGUGCUACGAGCACCUGGUGGCACUGCACCCAGAGCUCCAUGAGUACCGGCUCUACCACGCGCAGGCCCUCUACAAGGCUGGGCUGACUGCAGAGGCGCUGCGCGUCACAGCCCCCCUCCUCGAUACCCCCGCUUUCCAGAGCCGGGCCCUGCGCCUCCAGGCGGCUGCCCACUAUGCCCAAGGCGACCUGUCCAGCGCCAGGGCCUUGGUGGAGCUCCAGCAGUCGAACGCCAUGGAAGCUAAUGCCGUGGCCAGCGAAGACCCUUCAGAGGUGCUGGACGCGGAGGUGAACAUGGGCUGCCUGCUGUAUCGCGAAGGGCAGCAUGCCGAAGCGUGCCGCAAGUUUGCAUCCGUCAUGCAGGUGCUGGGCUACUGCCCUGAGCUGUCGUACAACAUGGCGCUCUGCUACUAUGCCACCAAGCAUUAUUCUCUGGCCUUGCAGCACCUCGCGGAGAUCAUUGCCCGUGGCAUGCAGCAGCACCCAGAGCUGAGCGUGGGCACGAACACGGAGGGCCUAGACGUCCGCAGUGUGGGCAACACGCUGCUUCUGCAUCGUACUGCCCUGGUGGAGGCCUUCAACCUCAAAGCUGCCAUUGAGUACCAGCUGGGCAACCUGCAGGCGGCUCAAGAUGCACUCACUGACAUGCCGCCCAGAGCUGAGGAAGAACUAGACCCAGUGACCUUACAUAACCAGGCACUGAUGAACAUGGAUAAACGGCCCACUGAAGGGUUUGAGAAGCUGCAGUUCCUAAUGCAGCAGAACCCCUGCCCACCAGAGACGUUUGGGAACCUGCUGCUUCUCUACUGCAAACACCAGUACUAUGACCUGGCUGCAGACGUACUGGCAGAGAAUGCUCACCUGACUUAUAAACUGCUCACACCUUACCUGUACAAUUUCUUGGAUGCCACGAUCACCUGCCAGACUGCCCCUGAAGAGGCUUUUCACAAGCUUGACGAGCUGUUGGGAGUUCUCACUGAGCAGCUGAGGAAGCUUACCAAGGAGGCGCAGGAGGCUAAAAAGAAUGAAGACGAGGAGGCUAUAAGAAAGACACUUAGUGAGUACGAUGAGACGUUGGAAAAAUACAUCCCUGUCUUCAUGGCCCAGGCCAAGAUUUAUUGGGACAUGGAGAAUUAUCCCAUGCUGGAGAAGAUGUUCCACAAGUCGGUGGAGUUCUGCAAAGAUCACGAUGUGUGGAAACUUAAUGUGGCUCACGUGAUGUUCAUGCAAGAGAAGUACAAAGAGGCCAUCGAUUUCUACGAGCCUAUUGUCAAGAAGCACUAUGAUAACCUUUCGCAGGUCAGCGCCAUCGUACUGGCCAAUCUGUGCGUUGCCUACAUCCUGACUAGCCACAAUGAAGGGGCAGAGGAGCUCAUGAGGAAGAUCGAGCAGGAAGAAGACCAGCUGUCUUACCAGGAGCCUGAGAAGAAGCUCUACCACCUUUGCAUCGUUAACCUAGUCCUGGGGACACUCUACUGUACCAAAGGGAACUUUGACUUUGGCAUCUCAAGGGUGAUUAAGAGCUUGAACCCUUAUAACAAGAAGCUGGGCACAGACACUUGGUAUUAUGCGAAAAGAUGUUUCCUGUCACUGUUGGAAAACAUGUGCAAGCACGUGAUCAUGAUGCGUGACCCCGUCAUUCACGAAUGUAUCCAGUUUUUUGAGCACUGCGAAAUGUACGGGAGGGAUAUCCCAGCUGUGAUCGAACAGCCUCUCGAGGAAGAGAAAAUGCAUAGUGGGAAAAACACGGUUACUUAUGAAGCCAGGCAACUGAGGGCACUGAUGUAUGAGGUUAUUGGGUGGAAUAAGUAAUUGCUGUAGCAUGGCCAUACACAGUGCCUGGGCAUAUUGUAUCUUGAAUUAAUCACUCGAUUUAAAAUACUAUAUUUUGUCUUUAUUUUCUUGUUGCUCAUUGGUAAUGGUUGAAACAUAUCAAAAUUAUACAGAAACGAAUGUGUUCUCCAUCACAGAGGAUAUUAAAUAUGCAUAUACAUCAAUAUUUGAUAGUCAGAUUUUUAUAGAAAAUACUAUACUAGCUUUGUAUAUAUCCUUAUGAAGAAUUUAAGAUUACUUAUCUGUUUUAUGGGGGUGGGGUUUCAGCUGUUUUAUUUGUAAAAUUUCAGUUCUGCCCCUGGAAAUGUUGGUUAAAGUUUAUUGGUUCUCUCUUUUAAGGAAAAUAUUUUGGUUUUGUA